This is a messenger RNA of Aplosporella prunicola CBS 121167, 1746 nucleotides long. RefSeq lists its product as uncharacterized. The coding region runs from base 290 to 1624 and encodes 444 amino acids. Gene Ontology annotation, biological process: endoplasmic reticulum calcium ion homeostasis. Gene Ontology annotation, cellular component: endoplasmic reticulum. Lineage: Eukaryota; Fungi; Ascomycota; Dothideomycetes; Botryosphaeriales; Aplosporellaceae. Gene Ontology annotation, molecular function: calcium ion binding. The record is from RefSeq and is a predicted model, not a curated record. The transcript is spliced from 3 exons.
CACGCCUCUUGCUUGGAAGGCAAGAAUUCUACCACUGAACUAUCGGCGCAUUGAUAAUACUAAUUUGAACAACAUCGACUAUAUAGAAAGAAUAAAAUAGCGUAGUUGUAGUUCAAAAUAAGUAAACCAGGGAUCGAAGACAAGCGAACUCUGGAGUCGUCGUGGUCAGACCAACUGCCGAGCCGCCGCCUGCGCCGCCCUCUCCACCUUCACCUCUCUCGCAAGCUCCAUCAGAGGUCCUAUCCAUCACUUUUGAUUUCGUUGUGUUGGUCAAUUGGCCGCAGCGACAAUGGCAGGCAAUUUCUUCAACAAUCUGUUGGGCUCGAAAUCUUCUUCGACGCCAGUGCCAGCUGCAGAUGAUGCAGACUUUGCCGACUUUGCAGGAGCUCCGGACCCCAGCCCUGCUUCUAUUUCGCCCAUAACAGCAUCCAGUGCUGUUCCUCAAGCAGCAAUUCCAACUGGUGCUGCCCGUCCCUACACCAAAUGGUACCGCGUCUGGGAACGAACUACACUAGCCGACUUCUACCAGGAGGCCUUCAUCUUGCCCCUCAUCAUCUUGAUCGUCGUUCUCCAUGCCUUUGGCAAGCGGGCGAACAGGCGCAAGGCUACAUCUUGGGUUAAGGCCCACACACCGGCUCUGCAGCAAGAAUUUGCCCAUGUCGGCUUUGGUGGACCAAAACUGGCCAGCGUUGAAGACGUACAAUCGACUGGUCUGGCCAAGUUGAAUGCCAAUGAGCUUGUCGACCCUGAGACGUUACUGAAAGAGGUGGCCGCGAACGAGUUCCAGUCUUAUGCGACCGGCCGUCAGAAUGUGGCAUUUUUGGACGUCAAGAUCUCGCUCCUUAAGCGGUACAAUCCUCUGAUCCGCUACGGUGAGGCCGCUAUGAGCUUCUUUCUCGAGAGCGUACCUGCCUCCACUGAGCGUGUCGAGGCAACUGCAUACUCGUUCGACGGGAAAGAAAUCGAACUUGUUCCCGGAGCUUCAAAGACGCCAAACUCUACUUACGAUGGAUUUGUCUGGGCUAUUGUGCAUAAGGAUAUGAUGAAGCGCUUGAGGGAUGAGAGAUAUGAUUUGUCUCUCACCACCACCAAGGAUCAUCCGAAACUGCCUAUUUGGUACACCAUCAUGAGUGAGAGCGCCGAAAUCUCCGAGGCCCUUUUGACGCCUGAGCUUCUCAAAGCUGUUGAUCAGGCGGGUGAUGCGCUCGAGGCGCUUGUCGUCUCUGACCAGCCAAUGGAUCAGCCGAAGAAGCUCGAUGAGACGGUUUCUAGGAAGCGUGUCACACUUUCGCUGACUCUGCCUUCCAAUGACAACUACGCCAACACUCUGCCACUGUUCCAGUACUUCCUCAGGAUGCCUGACCACCUGGUCAAUGUUGCUCACUUCCGCCCUGAAGCUAUGCGUCGUGUGAAACAGACUCGUGAUGACGAGAUUCGUAAAAUCAAAAAGCUUGAUGAGGAGGGAAGGGCCGAGGAGAGGAAACUCGAGGCGGACAAGGCAAAGAAGUUGGAGCGGGAGCGGAAGCUUAAGAAUUUGAGCGCUGAUGAGCAAAGAAAGUAUCUUGAGAAGGAAAGGGAGAAGGACCUUCGCAGGAGCCAAAGGAGAAAGGUCAUGAAGGCUUAAUGAAGGCCUCAAUUGGUAAAGGAGUGUAUCCCAACGCUUGAUGUAUUGUAUGAGUAUAAUGCUAUAUGGGGUAGGUAGAGUAUAUAAGUAAGGUUAAUAGGGCCUUAAUUAUAACUAGGACU